UUGUCCUCGUUGAAUGUGUUUGGGACCCCGACAUGGAUGCAGGGGUCACAUGGUACCACAAAGCGCCGAAUGGGUUAAAAAAGAGGGGGUGUAGUUUAUGAGAGAGCAGUGGAGGAGAAAGAACAAGUUGUGGAUAAUUUGGAGAGGCUACGCGGGGGAAUCAAGGUUGAAGACAAGAAGGACAGCUUUGAGCGUUAAAGAGCUGAGAGGGCUCCUGGCCAGGUGUCUGCUGAGGCCUCACCAUGAGCUGGAGCUUCCUGACGCGUCUCCUGGAUGAGAUCUCCAACCACAGCACGUUCGUGGGGAAGAUCUGGCUGACUGUGCUCAUCAUCUUCCGCAUCGUGCUGACGGCCGUGGGGGGUGAGACUAUCUACUACGAUGAACAGGCUAAGUUUGUCUGCAACACGCAGCAGCCUGGGUGUGAGAACGUCUGCUACGAUGCGUUCGCUCCACUCUCUCACGUCCGCUUCUGGAUCUUCCAGGUGAUCCUGAUCACCACCCCUACCAUCAUGUACUUGGGCUUUGCCAUGCACAAGAUCGCCCGCAUGGAGGAUGUUGAGUAUCGGCCUCUUCAUCGCGCUGGGAAGAAGAGAAUGCCCAUCGUGAGCCGGGGGGCACAGCGGGACCACGAGGAGGCGGAGGACAACGGAGAGGAGGACCCCAUGAUCACUGAGGAGAUCGAGGUGGAGAAGGACAAAGAGAAAUCCACAGAAGGCUCGGUGAAGAAGCACGACGGUCGGCGGCGGAUCGCGCGCGACGGCCUGAUGAAGGUGUACGUGUGUUCGCUGAUCUCGCGCAUCGCCUUCGAGGUGGCCUUCCUGUUAGGCCAGUACGUCCUCUACGGCUUCGAGGUGGCGCCCUCCUACGUGUGCACGCGCUCUCCCUGCCCGCACACGGUGGACUGCUUCGUCUCGCGGCCCACCGAGAAGACCAUCUUCCUCCUGGUCAUGUACGUAGUCUCUCUCCUCUGCACCACCCUCACCCUCCUGGAGAUUUUCCAUCUGGGUUUCGGCGGGGUCCGCGACACCCUCCGCGGGCGCGCCAGACGCCACCCCGCCCCACCUCUCCCCCCCGUGGCCCGGGGGUCCCUCUGCAGUUCCCGCCAUGUGCCCACGGCCCCGCCAGGGUACCACGCUGCCCUGGGGAAGAAGGACCCGUCAGGCAAGCUGAAGGCAGAGUUCAGAGAGCCGCUGGCGGGGGACUCUGGGAGGGAGAGCCUGGGGGAUGAGGCGUCCAGCAGAGACCUGGAGAGACUGAGGAAGCACCUGAAGAUGGCCCAGCAGCACCUGGACCUGGCCUACCAUAACGAGGAGGGCCAGGGGUCCCUGUCACGGAGCAGCAGCCCAGAGAACAACACCACGGCCGCUGAGCAGAACAGACUCAACUUCGCUCAGGAGAAACAGGCGGCGGCCAGCGAGAAAGGAGUACAUGCCUGAAUCCUGCUUAAUGCCUGCCUGCUUUCUCUUCCCAACUGGCCCUCCACGGAUGGGGAAGCACAUGGGAACACAGCCAGACAACUGAGAGCGACUGAAGAGUGUGAUUGUGUGAGGGAUGGAGUGCCUUGCAAUAUUACGGGCCAGUGAAAUCUUAAAUGUAAAGCUGCACAAGCUUCCGUAAAGCUACAGGACAAAUCUCCUUUAGCGUCUGACUCGCUCGACUUUAGAGCCUCCAAAUACUUUGGUCUCAAGUUUCAGCUUGCCGAAACCCCACACCCUACCUUGGCAGUGCCUGUCGUUGAAGCACAGCCUUCUAGAUGUAGUCGACACCCCGUUUCUUUUGCCCAAAGGUGUUUUUGUUUGUCCGUUUUAGUUUGUUUCGCAGUCACUCCGUUCAUGUCCAUUCCAAAGUGUUCUCCGGUCAGUUUCAGUGUUCUGUCAGGGGAAUCUGUCUCAUACAGUGUAAGCUUUAAUUUACCCCCCUUCGUCUCUAUUGACAAAGUUUACUAGUCGGUCCAAUUUAAGAGCGAGGCUCAACACGGUCUUAAAAGCAUUUACUGCACAUGUUGUUAAGCCAGGGCUUGUUGUCGCUGGAAACAGAGUGAACCGCAAUGAACACUUGCCUGGGGGAUGUAUUUCUGCACAGACAUUAAGAGGAUGUGUGUACAUGUGCGUGUGUUGCAUACAAGGUGGUGGGAGGUUUUCCAAAAGUGCAGUUCUUCAACGAAACCUUAACUUAAUCUUGGACAUAAACUGUACAGCUUUUGUCAGAGGUUUAUGUGACUAGUUAAUAAUUGUUUUGACAUUCCGUGAGACUCCUCUCAUUGUUAAAGCCUUGUAUAUUAGUAAUUCCAACAAAUUGGCCAAAUGUGAUAAAUACCUGGGAAAUGCUUGAAUCCUGUGAUGACUAGAAAUGUUCUUGCUGUUAAAACACUCAUAUAAUCUGUAGUCCUCUUGUACCUGUCAUGCCUCUCCUGUCCUGGUUCCUUUUGUUCAUGCUAGCUAGUUGGUGAGUUAUUUUUUUUAUGUUUGUGCUGGAAUUCUAAGGAGGCAAAUGCCCCAUGAUUUGCCUAUCUGUUGUCAUAAUGUGAUGGUACUUUGAAAUGGUUGAGUUGAAAACUGGAAACGAUUGUGUCAUAUGCUGUGUUCAUUUCAUUUUUCCUUUAGUUUUUUAUUCGGUACAGAAAUAACACUCCAAUUAUAUAUUUUUUCAAUAUUUGGUGGAGCGUUGUUGCAAGUUUUGUAGUUUUUGUAACUGUAGAGUUUCAUAGAAAUACAUGAAUAAAUAUAUUUGAACAGAA
This is a messenger RNA of Coregonus clupeaformis (lake whitefish), 2737 nucleotides long. Its product is annotated as gap junction gamma-1 protein. Gene Ontology annotation, cellular component: connexin complex. The transcript is spliced from 5 exons. The record is from RefSeq and is a predicted model, not a curated record. The coding region runs from base 243 to 1436 and encodes 397 amino acids. Gene Ontology annotation, biological process: cell communication. NCBI's taxonomy places the organism in Eukaryota, Metazoa, Chordata, Actinopteri, Salmoniformes, Salmonidae.